AGGAGGAUGCGGCUGCCAUGGUAACGAGGGCUGUGUAUGGAGGACAGCAGCCAGUCGCAGGCAGCUACAUUUUUUCCUCAUUCCACUUCCACUUUUCCGAUAUAGAAAACGAUCUCCAGACCAGGCGUUUGAUCGCGCUCCUGUUCCUCCUGACUGACGCUUCAAACGCUUCACCUCACAACACUCUCAUCAGACGCAGGAAACGCACACAUCUCCAGGAUGGCAACCAUCACCUGCACGCGCUUCACAGAGGAAUACCAGCUGUUUGAGGAACUGGGAAAGGGAGCCUUUUCUGUGGUGCGGAGAUGUGUGAAAGUUCUCUCAGGACAAGAGUAUGCUGCAAAGAUCAUCAACACAAAGAAGCUGUCUACUCGGGAUCACCAGAAGCUGGACAGGGAGGCUAGGAUCUGCAGACUGCUGAAGCAUUCGAAUAUUGUGCGGCUGCAUGACAGCAUCUCAGAGGAAGGUCACCAUUACCUCAUCUUUGACUUAGUAACGGGUGGUGAGCUGUUUGAAGACAUUGUUGCCAGGGAAUAUUACAGCGAAGCAGAUGCCAGCCAUUGCAUCCAGCAGAUUUUGGAGGCGGUACUUCAUUGCCAUCAGAUGGGCGUUGUGCACAGAGACUUAAAGCCAGAGAACCUGCUUCUGGCUUCCAAAUCCAAAGGUGCAGCUGUGAAGUUAGCAGACUUCGGCCUUGCCAUUGAGGUUGAAGGGGACCAACAGGCUUGGUUUGGGUUUGCUGGUACUCCUGGUUACCUGUCCCCAGAAGUCUUACGAAAGGACCCCUAUGGAAAAGCUGUAGACCUGUGGGCAUGUGGUGUGAUUCUCUACAUCCUGCUGGUUGGAUACCCACCCUUUUGGGAUGAAGACCAGCAUAGACUCUAUCAGCAAAUUAAAGCUGGCGCCUAUGAUUUUCCUUCACCUGAGUGGGACACAGUCACCCCUGAGGCGAAAGAUCUUAUUAAUAAGAUGCUAACCAUCAACCCAUCUAAACGCAUCACUGCUGCGGAGGCACUCAAGCACCCGUGGAUCUCACAUCGCUCCACUGUUGCAUCUUGCAUGCACAGACAGGAGACUGUUGAAUGCUUGAAGAAGUUCAACGCUAGAAGAAAGCUCAAGGGUGCUAUUCUCACUACUAUGCUGGCCACCAGAAACUUCUCAGGAGGGAAAAGUGGGAUCAGCAAGAAGACAGAUGGUGUGAAGAAAAGGAAGUCCAGUUCCAGCACCCAGCUGAUGGAAUCGUCAGAGAGUACCAACACCACAAUUGAGGAUGAGGACACUAGAGUGAGGAAGCAAGAAAUCAUCAAAGUAACUGAGCAACUCAUUGAAGCCAUCAGCAAUGGAGAUUUUGAGAAUUACACGAAGAUGUGUGAUCCCAGUGUUACAGCGUUUGAGCCUGAGGCUCUGGGAAACCUGGUGGAGGGACUGGACUUCCAUCGCUUCUACUUUGAAAACUUGUGGUCAAAGAACAGCAAGCCGGUUCACACCACCAUCCUGAACCCUCAUAUCCACCUGAUCGGCGAGGAGGCCGCCUGCAUCGCCUACAUUCGUAUCACGCAGUACCUCGACACAAACGGAAUGCCAUGCACUGCCCAGUCAGAAGAGACACGGAUCUGGCAUCGUAAAGACGGCAAGUGGCAGAUAGUCCACUUCCAUCGCUCAGGCUCUCCGUCUGCCAUCACUAAAUAAGAGAUUCAGCUGAAAAUCCCAGAGUUGCAGGAUCACUGUCUUGAGGAUGUACAAGCUCCCAGCUUCUCAUCUCAUUCCUUGAACUUCAUUGGCCCUCUGCUUUACGGUGUCAUCACAUUCACAUUAGCAUUUAUUCUCAUUGCUCAGAACACUUCUUAACUGAUAAACUACGAUGAAGCCGCUGUUGCAACCCUGCCGCGUGGUAUCAAUGUUUUCCAAUUUUGAUUACGUUUACAAAAUUAGCCACCAUGUUUUUGACCAUAAAGUGCUACAUUUGCAGAUAUUUGACACAAAUGAGAUAUUUGGGAACGACGACUACAUUCCUAAAGAGAUCCUGUUUCCUGUGUUUUAUAAAAACGACACGGAUACCUAGAUUUUUUUUCUCUCCAUUAACUAGUAUUAUAAUCUCUCUUAUACACCUGUAAUUAACUCGAAUGUAAUCUGAUUGUUUAUAUAUUUGAAACAAAGUAGAACUGCUAGGUAAGAAUAUAGUAAUGACUUUUCCUGGACAGAUAUCAACACAGCUUGUCCUCCGCUGCCCGAUUUCCAGACAAUCGCCAUUGGACUUUUUCUACCGAGUUUAGUGAAGCACAUUGAACAGCAGUGAAUUUCAGUAUACGUUUAGCCCUUAAUCAAAGCUGCAUCUAUGGCACAAAAAACACACACACAAUCUAAUGAACCCACAUGAUCCACACUGCAAGAACAGAUGGAUCAAGGGGGCUGAGCAACCCACUCAACGAACUGUUGCUUAAAGUUAAAGGCGGUGCUGAUGGCGGCAGUGGAACAGUAAAUGCAUGCAAGAGCUUCUUUCUUUCUGCCGUACAGGGUUUUGAGAUCCGGGCCUGGUGUGGUGUGCUCAGAGCACUUUGAUAAAGUUCUUCCAGUAGAGCUGGUGUAUUUGUUCUUCCUUUUGUAUUUAGGAUUCAGGGAUUUAUUUUUUUUUUUUAUUGCAAAAGGAAGUCUCUUGAAAAAGCACUGUUUGAUGUCUGGGCUUAACUUCUAUUCAAAUUCAAUGAAAGCGUGUUGCUGGAGAGAGAGCUUUCAAUAAUCAGUGUUGACGUGUUUAUCUACCGAUGUCUUUUUAAGAUGCUCUAUUUGCUUGAUCAGUCUUACGGCGACGAUCAACCAAUGCGAACAAUCAAAGUUAUUCAAACGAGAAGGUGGACAUUGCUGCUAACUCUAUAUAACAAUGCUCAUAAAGACCUAGCAUUUGAACUUGUUGAUAUUGUAUUCAGACUAUUGCUGGUGAAUAUCUGUUAUCUGCAGAGUGACUGCUAUUCAGAUCGAUCUCUGUCUUAUCUAAACAUUUGUAAGGUAUAUUAAAAUGUGUUUUGCAUCUUAUAUGCACAGAUUAAAAAUGCGUGUUCAUAUUUACUAGACCAGUUACAUUUCUAUUAGUAAAACUGUAUGAGCUUAGAUUUGUCAAAUAUUGCUUUCCUGAUUUAUUUUGUAAAGCAAGAAUGUUAACGUGAUGAUUGUAUGCACGAUUUUUUGUUGUUUGAUUCAUUUCAUCAAACUUUUUGCCUUGGCUGUAUAAAAGCUGCUCUUCAUCCGGUUGGAUCGUGUGAUCGCUGCCAUCAACAGACAACCAACUGUAAACUUUACUAUUCUUUUUCUGAUUCCAUUUAAACACUUUCAGGCUACUUGUGGCACAUUUGACAACGAUCCGUUCUUAAUAUUGAAUUAAUAUUCAAAUGUCAUUACAGAACCAAAGUUUUCCUCAUAAUUGAUCUCCUUAGAAAGACAUUUAGAAUUGAAAGAAAUAAAAUGCAUGGAAACAUUUUCUAUGUCUUCUAGUAACGUAGUUCAUUGUAAACGGCUACUGAAAGAGAGUUGCUUUGUGGCCUGUUUUUGUCUUCUUUAUGGUUUCAGCACAGUUUAUGAAAGGCCUAACAGCAUCUUUUGAUAGUUUUUGACGUAUAUACUGUGUUUUGUUGAGGCAUGCUGUUUUUAUUGUCAAAAUGUGGGUGGGUACGAUAUCGUUUUCUGAGUAAAAUGUACUUUUUGCAGUUUGGCUCUGAUGCAACCGGGCUUAUAAAUAAAAGUGCUUUACGAAGUGUU
Molecule: messenger RNA, 3750 nt
Organism: Cyprinus carpio (common carp)
Lineage: Eukaryota; Metazoa; Chordata; Actinopteri; Cypriniformes; Cyprinidae
Product: calcium/calmodulin-dependent protein kinase type II subunit alpha
Biological process (GO): protein phosphorylation
Cellular component (GO): neuron projection; cytoplasm
Molecular function (GO): calmodulin binding; ATP binding; calcium/calmodulin-dependent protein kinase activity
Source: RefSeq, a predicted model, not a curated record